UAACAGCGGUUUCAAAGAUUUGGUGUUGGUCGGUGAGCCUCAUUGUUUCUCUUGAAAUCUUGUUUUCUUAUUCUGCUCCAGUUUGAGUUGUUUUUUCUCCAUCUUGGCUGCUUCACAACUUCCAACAAAUUUGCCUGCUUCAACAGACCUCUUGUUCAUGGUGGUCCUUGGAUAGUUAUUGAUUUGUAAGAGGGCUUUUGGUUAAAGAAGAAAGUUUUCAGAUUUUCAAGAUGGGAGAGAAGCCUGAAGCUCUUGAUGCUGUGUUGAAGGAAACUGUUGAUUUGGAAAACAUACCCAUUGAGGAAGUGUUUGAGAAUCUAAGAUGCACCAAAGCAGGUCUCACAACCAAGGCUGCUGAGGAAAGAUUGGUCAUUUUUGGACACAACAAGCUUGAGGAGAAGAAGGAAAGCAAAUUCCUCAAGUUUUUGGGGUUUAUGUGGAACCCUCUCUCAUGGGUUAUGGAAGCUGCUGCUAUCAUGGCCAUUGCUCUUGCAAACGGAGGGGGGAAGCCUCCGGACUGGCAGGAUUUUGUGGGUAUCAUCACUUUGCUUGUGAUAAACUCAACAAUCAGUUUUCUUGAGGAGAACAAUGCUGGAAAUGCAGCAGCUGCUCUCAUGGCCCGUCUUGCUCCAAAAGCCAAGGUUCUGAGAGAUGAAAGAUGGAGUGAGGAGGAGGCAUCCAUAUUAGUGCCUGGUGAUAUCAUUAGCAUUAAACUGGGAGAUAUCGUUCCUGCUGAUGCUCGUUUGCUUGACGGUGAUCCACUGAAAAUUGACCAAUCUGCUUUGACGGGCGAAUCCCUUCCUGUGACAAAGGGGCCAGGGGAUGGCGUCUACUCUGGAUCCACCUGCAAACAGGGAGAGAUUGAGGCUAUUGUUAUUGCCACUGGAGUUCACACCUUUUUUGGGAAGGCAGCACACCUUGUUGAUUCUACUAAUCAAGUCGGGCACUUCCAGAAGGUUUUAACUGCUAUUGGAAACUUUUGCAUAUGCUCUAUUGCGGUGGGGAUGAUUAUAGAGAUCAUUGUCAUGUACCCUAUUCAACAUAGGAAAUAUCGCCCCGGGAUUGACAAUCUUCUGGUACUGCUCAUUGGAGGAAUUCCAAUUGCCAUGCCGACUGUUCUUUCAGUUACAAUGGCCAUUGGUUCUCAUCGUUUGGCUCAGCAGGGAGCUAUCACAAAGAGAAUGACUGCUAUAGAGGAGAUGGCAGGUAUGGAUGUUCUUUGCAGCGAUAAGACCGGGACUCUGACUCUGAAUAAGCUUACCGUUGACAAGAAUCUUAUUGAGGUUUUCACCAAAGGUGUUGAUUCAGAUAUGGUUGUUCUAAUGGCUGCUCGAGCAUCUCGAACAGAAAAUCAAGAUGCGAUAGAUGCAGCUAUAGUUGGAAUGUUGGCUGACCCGAAAGAGGCUCGUGCUGGAAUUCGAGAGGUACACUUCCUUCCUUUUAAUCCCACUGACAAACGGACAGCAUUGACUUACAUAGACGGUGAAGGAAAAUGGCACAGGGUCAGUAAAGGUGCACCGGAGCAGAUUCUACACCUUGCACACAACAAGUCAGAAAUAGAGAGAAGGGUUCAUACUGUGAUUGACAAGUUUGCUGAACGAGGUUUAAGAUCGCUUGCAGUGGCAUACCAGGAAGUUCCUGAAGGAUCCAAAGAGAGUCCUGGAGGCCCGUGGCAGUUCGUUGGUCUCAUGCCUCUUUUUGAUCCACCCAGGCACGACAGUGCGGAAACUAUAAGACGGGCUUUAAAUCUUGGAGUGAAUGUUAAAAUGAUAACAGGGGAUCAGCUUGCUAUCGGAAAGGAAACAGGACGGAGAUUGGGGAUGGGAACCAACAUGUAUCCUUCGUCGGCUUUGCUGGGACAGAACAAAGACGAAUCAAUUGCUUCUCUACCUAUCGAUGAGCUCAUAGAGAAAGCCGAUGGUUUUGCUGGUGUCUUCCCUGAGCACAAAUAUGAAAUAGUGAAGCGACUACAAGCGAGGAAGCAUAUUUGUGGAAUGACUGGUGAUGGAGUAAACGACGCUCCUGCUUUGAAGAAGGCCGAUAUUGGAAUUGCUGUUGCUGAUGCGACUGAUGCAGCUCGCAGUGCUUCUGAUAUUGUACUUACAGAACCCGGCCUCAGUGUCAUUAUUAGUGCUGUUUUAACUAGUCGUUCGAUCUUCCAAAGGAUGAAAAAUUACACGAUUUAUGCUGUUUCUAUAACAAUCCGUAUUGUGCUCGGUUUCAUGUUGUUAGCCCUGAUUUGGGAAUUUGACUUUCCUCCAUUCAUGGUGCUUAUCAUUGCAAUACUCAAUGAUGGUACCAUCAUGACCAUAUCGAAAGAUCGAGUGAAGCCAUCGCCUCUUCCAGACAGCUGGAAGCUUUCCGAGAUUUUCGCAACUGGAGUCAUUCUAGGUGGUUACUUGGCAAUGAUGACUGUGAUAUUCUUUUGGGCAGCAUACAAAACAGAUUUCUUCCCGAGAGUAUUUGGAGUGUCGACCCUCGAAAAGACAGCAACUGACGACUUCCAAAAGCUCGCUUCAGCAAUAUACCUUCAAGUGAGCACUAUCAGCCAGGCUCUGAUAUUCGUUACAAGAUCCCGAAACUGGUCGUAUGUUGAGCGUCCCGGUUUGUUGCUCGUGGCAGCGUUUGUGGUUGCACAGCUGGUUGCCACUUUGAUCGCGGUAUAUGCAAACUGGAGCUUUGCAGCAAUUGAAGGGAUUGGGUGGGGCUGGGCAGGGGUGAUCUGGCUCUACAACAUCAUCUUCUACAUCCCGCUCGAUAUCAUCAAAUUCUUGAUCCGUUACGCCCUCAGUGGAAGGGCCUGGGAUCUUGUUCUUGAGCAAAGGAUUGCUUUCACCAGGAAGAAGGAUUUCGGGAAAGAGCAACGCGAGCUGAAAUGGGCGCAUGCGCAGAGGACUCUCCACGGCCUACAAGUACCCGACACCAAAUUGUUCAGUGAAACGAACAACUUCUCCGAACUCAAUCAGUUGGCCGAGGAAGCAAAGAGGAGAGCUGAGAUUGCUAGGUUAAGGGAGCUGCAUACGCUGAAGGGUCACGUGGAGUCCGUGGUGAGGCUGAAGGGUCUCGACAUAGAUACGAUUCAGCAGUCGUACACGGUAUAAGCAGAUUGAGGAUGGGUGCAAUUGAAGUAGAUAUUUGAUUUGAGGUGAGGCUUGCAGCUGCAUCCAAGCAAAAGUGUUUAGUAUUUAAGAUAUACUAAUGUUAGAAGUGAAUGUUCAUAUAAACAUGGAAGAGUUUUAGUUUUUUGUGCUUCUGUUUCUGAGGCAGUGGUAAAAAGUAAAAACCUUCAAUAUU
Salvia hispanica is the source of this 3294-nucleotide messenger RNA. The record is from RefSeq and is a predicted model, not a curated record. Lineage: Eukaryota; Viridiplantae; Streptophyta; Magnoliopsida; Lamiales; Lamiaceae.